AUGAAGGCCAGUCAACGCACCUUCGAUAUCGCCGAGCUCCGCGACCAAAUUCUGCAAUACCUGCCAGCCAAAGAUCUCCUCCUCCUCCAACGCGUCAACGGAGCAUGGCACCAAUCCAUCUCAACUGAGUCCUCGACUCAGUUCCGCGCCAAAGCAAUGCUCUUCCAGGAGACUUCCUCCGAAGGCGCCUCGACCGAGCAAGCGCCUCGAUUCAACAAGCUCAUCCUCAAUCGUCUUAAGAGAAAUGGGCAAGCAUCAACCAUCAUCCAGCUCGACAACAACACACACAUCGAACUGGCACUUCGCCAUCACCUCUGCCACCACAUCGGCUGGAACCAUCAUCUGACAGUAUACAUGGACGAACACGCAGCGUCCACCCCGCUUCCCGCACAAUCGCAGUACGAUAUGUAUUUGGUCCAAUCCAGUCUAACCAUCUUCCUCGAAGUAAAGGUCCACUCUCCCGCCAUCGACAAGCACUCGAUCAGCAUUACAGCACUGGUGAAGGCAGCGCGGCUUGGAGAUGUCGUCAAGGCAGCACAGAAGCUGUUCAUCUGGGCAGGUGGGAACGAUCCGAGAUACGUGAGCCGGGCGCAAAAGGCGGAGUACAAGAAGAAGUGGAAGAUGCUAUGCUCUCACGAGGAUCUUGAGAUGUUCUGUGGCCUUGUGCCACAUUUUGGAAGGACCAGUCAAUGCUGA
Fulvia fulva is the source of this 696-nucleotide messenger RNA. RefSeq lists its product as uncharacterized. The record is from RefSeq and is a predicted model, not a curated record. The coding region runs from base 1 to 696 and encodes 231 amino acids. Gene Ontology annotation, molecular function: protein binding. The transcript has a single exon. NCBI's taxonomy places the organism in Eukaryota, Fungi, Ascomycota, Dothideomycetes, Mycosphaerellales, Mycosphaerellaceae.